Brassica oleracea var. oleracea is the source of this 3900-nucleotide messenger RNA. RefSeq lists its product as uncharacterized. Bases 1 to 3900 code for a protein of 1299 amino acids. The record is from RefSeq and is a predicted model, not a curated record. The transcript has 4 exons. Gene Ontology annotation, molecular function: RNA-DNA hybrid ribonuclease activity; nucleic acid binding. Lineage: Eukaryota; Viridiplantae; Streptophyta; Magnoliopsida; Brassicales; Brassicaceae.
AUGAAGGGUAGUAAAACCCUUUGCAUAAUCUUGGAUCUUACCUUUCUGUCAGAGUUCCCUCAGCUUCAUGUCUGCCUCAUAUAUGACAUUUUAGAUAGAAUUACUAAUGAAGGUUCCAAGAAUCCGGGAGCUGAGAAAUGUUCAAGCACCGGAUAUUAUGUACAUUCGAAACUUAAAACCCCGGAAUACCAACAUCACUUCCUAGUCCCACCUGUGGGACUCAGUGGAGGACUAGCACUCGUGUGGAAAAAUGAUGUGAAUCUCACGGUGCUAAGCUCCUCACCAAACUUCAUUGACACAAGGAUUGUCUUCAAAAACAACCCCUUCUUCAUCACAUUUAUCUACGGAACCCCCCAACAAGAGAGGAGAGCAGCGUUUUGGGAAGAGAUCUCCUUGAUGGGCCAGGGAAGAGAUUCAUCAUGGGCGCUAACAGGGGAUUUUAAUGACAUCUUGGACAACUCAGAGAAAACAGGAGGCCCAUUGAGAUGUGAAGGAACUUUCAUCCCCUUCAGGAGCUUUGUCUCACUGAAUGGACUUUGGGAUGUAAAGCACACCGGUAACCAGCUAUCGUGGAGGGGCAAGAGACACACCCACGACAUUAAGGAAAGGCUAGAUAGAACUUUAGCAAACGUAGCUUGGGCGGAUCUUUUUCCUUCUAGUUGCUGUAAUUACCUCCAUUAUGAGGGUUCUGAUCACCGGCCGCUAGUAACUUACCUGGAUACUCGGUUGAAGAAAAAGAGAAGACCCUUCAGAUAUGACAGAAGACUCAAUGAGGAUGAUGAGGCAAGGAAGAUCAUUGAAGCAGCCUGGUCGAGAGGAACUGUGGAAAGAGUGGAAACAAAAAUUACAAGAUGCAGACAAGAGAUUAUCAACUGGUCAAAGGAGCAAAAGGAGAUCAAGGCGAAGGAGGUGAUUCAGAAACAAAGGGAGCUGGAAGAAGAAUUAACUGUCUCAGCACCGAAUACUGAGAAGAUCAGAGAACUUUCAGAGGCGUUGGCCAAAGCGUAUAAGGGAGGAGAUAGAAACAGUGCUUUCUUCCAUGAUGUAACUAAAGGAAGGAAGGUGAGAAACAAUAUAACAGUCUUAGAGAAUGCAGAAGGAGCUCCAGUCUAUGAAGAGGAAGAGAUUGGAAAGGUCUUCGUGGACUUCUACCAUCUCCUCUUCUCGUCCAAUGGUAACGUGGAGUACCAUACAGUGGAGGAAACUAUCCAAGCGGGGAUUUCAGAGGAGAUGAAUGACGAGCUAUGCAGAUUACCAGAUGAAGAAGAAGUAAAGGCGGUGAUCUUUGAUAUUCACCCAGAUAAAGCGCCGGGGUCAGAUGGUUUCUCGGCAAGCUUCUAUCAAACUUUCUGGGGUCUGUUGAGUUCAGAUAUUUACCGAGAUAUUCGGACUUUCUUCACAUCAGGUUCUUUGAACCCCCAAAUCAAUGAGACACAUGUAUGUCUGAUUCCGAAGUCUACAGCGCCCAAGUCAGCUGCAGAGUACCGCCUGAUUGCCCUGUGUUACGUGCGGUAUAAGAUAAUAGCAAAGCUCCUCACUAAACAGCUGCAGAAAAUUCACCCGAGUUUGAUCUCGCAACAUCAGACAGCUUUCGUCCCUGGAAGAGCAAUCUCGGACAACGUUCUAAUUACUCACGAAACACUUCAUUACCUGAAGAUCUCGGAAGCAAAGAAGAGAUGCUCCAUGGUCAUAAAAACCGACAUGAGCAAAGCGUACGAUCGCAUCGAAUGGGGGUUCUUGGAGAAAGUUCUGAGGAAAUUAGGUUUUCGGGAGGGCUGGAUAAACUGGGUAAUGGAGUGUGUCAAAACCGUCUCCUACACCUUUCUGAUCAAUGGAGCUACAUACGGAAGGGUCUUUCCCUCUAGAGGCCUUCGCCAAGGAGAUCCCCUCUCCCCGUAUCUCUUCAUCCUGUGUACGGAGGUGCUCUCGGGUCUAUGCAAGAACGCUCAAGUCAAUGGCAGCCUUUUAGGACUCCAAGUCUCUCAGCAAAGCCCUCAUAUCAACCACCUUUUGUUCGCAAAUGAUACGAUGAUUUUCUGUAAAACGAAUGAGAAGAAUUGUCGAGCGCUGACAUCCAUUCUCAGACGAUACGAGAGGAGCUCAGGCCAGUGCAUUAACCUGACAAAAUCCACGAUCACGUUCUCUUCAAAAACCCCGGAGAGCAUCAAGGAGAGAGUGAAGACAGCGCUUGGAAUUGAUCAAGAGGGAGGUAUGGGUAAAUAUCUUGGGCUGCCGGAGACGUUUGGAAGAGGCAAAAGGGAUGUCUUCACAGGAAUGGUAGAUAAGAUCAGACAAAGAGCUCAGUCGUGGCCAACUAGAUUCCUAUCGGGAGCAGGAAAGCAUGUGAUGCUCCAAUCAGUCUUGACGUCCCUUCCCACCUACUCGAUGUCGAGCUUCAAGAUUCUGAUCUCCCUUUGUAAGAGAAUCCAGUCUAUUCUCACGCGCUUCUGGUGGGAUAGUGCACCGGAGAAAAGAAAGAUUGCUUGGAUGGCUUGGAGUACUAUGGCUCAACCAAAGCACUUGGGAGGGCUGGGCUUUAAGAACAUUGAGGACUACAAUGAUUCACUACUGGCAAAGUUGGGUUGGAGAAUCCUCAAUAAUCCAAUCUCGCUGUUAGCCCUUGUUUUAAAAGGUAAAUACUUCUCUGACUGCACCUUCAUAGAGAGUAAAGAUAAAACUGGCUCCUCCCAUGGUUGGACAAGUAUACAAGCCGGAAAAUCGGUACUGGAGAAGGGCCUUGGCUUCUUGGUGGGGAAUGGAGAGAACAUUCGGGUUUGGUCGGAUAAGUGGCCCUCUCCCCUGUGCCCUAUAACUCCAAUAGGCCCGCCCACCUACGAGAAUCAAAACCUUAUGGUGGCUGAUCUGCUUGAUCCACAGACCAAUGAGUGGGAUCUUCACAAGCUUCAGCUCCACUUACCUCAUUAUGAGGAGAUAAUCAGACUCAUAAUCCCAAGUGUGCAAAAACCAAAUGAUAAACAAGUCUGGCUGCCUGACCCCUCAGGAGUUUAUACCUCUAAAUCAGGAUACAAGAAAUUAUUUGAGGAAAAAGUCUUGGACCAUCCUGAUCCUCUCGACUGGAUGCAAUUGAUUUGGAAACUUCAUGUCUCACCGAAGCUACAACACUUCCUGUGGAGAGCGCUAAAAAAUGCCCUGCCGGUGGGUGCUCAACUAGCUAUACGUGGAAUCCAAGCAGAACUCAACUGCAAAAGAUGUGGAGAACUAGAAUCGAUUUCACACCUGUUCUUAUCCUGUCCUUUUGCAGUUGAGUUCUGGAAAAAAGUCCCCAUUCAAGCUUCGAGACUAGGAGAGACAGAACUGGAGAAUCUAAGAGACUGGCUAACAGCCUUUGUAAAAUCACCCUCGCUCCCACUAGUAGGGCUAGUCUCUUCCCCUCUUAUUCCGUGGCUGCUUUGGAACCUUUGGACUGCAAGAAACAAACUAGUAUUUGAAGGGAAGAUUUAUCAUGAGGAAGAUAUUAUCUCAAAGUCAAUUGCAGAGGCUAAAGCGUGGGAGGAAGCAAAUGUCAAGAGGGCUAAACAUCAGAAGAAGCGAACACCAGUAAGUAAAAAUCCUCUAAACACUCCUUCUUGCUGGUGUGAUGGGGCUUGGCAGGAAAGCACUAAAGCGGGAGGAAUGGAAGCUUUGGCUAUGCGUGAAGCACUUAGGAAGGCUAGAGAUUCGAAGCUCAAAAGUCUCCAAAUACUUUCGGACUCCCAAGUCCUUGUUUUGGCCCUGUGCGAAGGGCGGGAUAUGAAUGAGAUCGCGGGUGUCCUCCAAGACAUUAGAAACCUUGCCACUCUCUUCUGUCCAAUCUCAUUUACUUUUGUACCUCGACUAGAAAAUUUGCAGGCUGAUGCUUUAGCAAGCUCAGGUCUUGACCGUCUUCUUGUUGUAACUUGA